CUCUGUCUGGCUCGGAGCUGCCCCGCGCCCCAGCUGCCCGCCCGGCCGGCCGCCCGCUCCGGCCCGCGGCGCAGAUGGCUGUGCGCGGCGCCAACACCUUGACGCCCUUCUCCAUCCAGGCGAUCCUCAACAAGAAAGAGGAGCGCGGCGGGGUGGCUGUGCCGGAGGGGCGCUCGGCGCCUGGGAGCACAGCGGUGGCGGUGGCCGCAGCGCCCGCUGUCUGUUGCUGGCGGCUCUUUGGGGAGACGGACGCGGGUUCGCUGGGGGGCGCCGAGGACUCACUGCUAGCGUCUCCUGCCCGGGCCAGAACAGCUGCGGGGCAGACUGCGGAGACCCCGGGAGGCUGGGACUCGGACUCUGCUCUCAGCGAGGACAACGAGAACAGGCGGCGCUGCGCGGACGUGCCGGCAGCCAGCGGGGCCGGCGUGGCCGGGGGGACCCUGGGCCUCGACCAGCCGGUCUGUGAGUUGCACGCCGCCAAGGACCUGGAGGAGGAAGCCGCGGGCCGGAGCGACAGCGAGAUGUCAGCCAGCGUUUCAGGCGACCGCAGCCCGAGAGCCGAGGAUGACGGUGUUGGCCCCGGAGGUGCCCGCUUGCCAGGGCUGUGCAGCGGGGCGGGCGGCGGAGGCAGCGGCGGGCCGGCGGGCGGCGCAGAGGAGGAGGAAGAGCCCGCUGCGCCCAAACCCCGAAAGAAGCGCUCCCGGGCCGCUUUCUCCCACGCGCAAGUCUUCGAGCUGGAACGUCGUUUUAACCACCAGCGCUACCUGUCCGGGCCCGAACGCGCUGACCUGGCAGCGUCACUGAAGCUCACCGAGACUCAGGUGAAGAUUUGGUUCCAGAACCGUCGCUACAAGACCAAGCGCCGGCAGAUGGCCGCCGACCUGCUGGCCUCGGCGCCCGCAGCCAAGAAGGUGGCAGUAAAGGUGCUGGUGCGUGACGACCAGAGACAGUAUUUGCCGGGCGAGGUGCUGAGGCCACCUUCGCUUCUGCCACUUCAGCCCUCCUACUAUUACCCUUACUACUGCCUCCCGGGCUGGGCGCUGUCCACGUGCGCCGCCGCUGCAGGCACCCAGUGAGCCGCCUGGAAUCACCCAGUGAUUCCUGCGCCCUAGCGCCGACCUCUGUGCAGGUUGUACUCUGUGCAGGGGCGCUCAACCCAAGGGGCAAAUGCAGGAUCAAGUCCAGCUCUGGCUCCGCCAGUCAAUACGUGUGACCUGAACUAAGUCAGCCCAGAGGGGGCGCCUUUUUUUCUAAUUUGAACAGAGUCACCCCAUGGCCUAGGAGCCCUACUUGCCCCUCACCUGCCUGUAAGCCCCGGGACACUAUUUAUUACCACGACUGUGGAUUUGGAUUCGGAUUUGGAUUGUGUUCCCCUGGGGGACGGUGUUUCCCCGGAGCAGAGAGGACUCCUGGAGACCACAAAGCCUGAAUCCCCAGAAAUUCAGGCCUGCCGAGAGCUUCGUGCGCUAGGCCACACUAGUUCAUGGUAUCCAUGCUACCGAUCUAUGUGUAUCUACAUAACUCUUAUUUUUGAAAAUUGCAUUUGUGACAAAGGAGUGCGGAAGCCUGGCUGCCCCAGGCCAGGGGGUGAUUUGAACUGUGAAGGGUUUGGUUUUGGGGGCCUCCGCCCAUCCCUCCAGAGCACGGACAGGGGUGCCCUAUAGGGUGCUGAAUGUAAGAAAAAGAACCUCUAAGCGUGGGGCAGGUCAGGAAGCCCCCACACUUUCCCUUUCCCAACGAAGUUCAGGGCCGUGCCCAAAUGGGGAGUGCGUGAGAGCCCCUAAUGAGAGGAGAGCACACCCUGAGCUGCCUUUCGCAGAAACUUGCCUUUAUUUCUUUUUAUUUUUCAAAGGAGGUUAAGACUUGUAGCACUUUUCAGUUGUUUGUAAUCAAAUAACGGUUAUUUUUGUAUUCAAUGUGAAUAUCCCCGGCCAGCCUUCCCAUGGCGUCCUCCGCAGUCCAGCCGCUUGGCCCUUGGUUUCUACCAGACCCCCUCGGGACUUCUGCGCUCUGGCUCGGGACUCCCCUUUUUACUCCUCACCUCUUCCUAAGACAGGUGAUCCUACCUGUCUGGUCAACCUCGCCGCUUUUCGCCUCCUUAAGGGCACUGUGCA
This is a messenger RNA of Ictidomys tridecemlineatus (thirteen-lined ground squirrel), 2114 nucleotides long. It is a transcript of the gene Nkx3-2, whose product is annotated as NK3 homeobox 2. Gene Ontology annotation, cellular component: nucleus. Gene Ontology annotation, molecular function: RNA polymerase II cis-regulatory region sequence-specific DNA binding; DNA-binding transcription factor activity, RNA polymerase II-specific. Gene Ontology annotation, biological process: regulation of transcription by RNA polymerase II; cell differentiation. NCBI's taxonomy places the organism in Eukaryota, Metazoa, Chordata, Mammalia, Rodentia, Sciuridae. The record is from RefSeq and is a predicted model, not a curated record.